UUUUUUUUUAUACAUACAUAUUUGUAUAUAGGAGCUACAAAAGAGAGAAAAUCAAAUUCAUCAUUUAGAGACUGAAUUAGAUGAAUAUUCAAGAUCCCUACAUGAUGCUGAACAGCAACUUCAAGAAAAGACAAAUCAAUGUACACAAUUGUUACAAGAAAAUGAAGACCUUCGAUUAAAUGAUGUAAAUAUAAGUGAAUUGUAUAAUAGAAUGUCCGAGCUUGAAGAUAACAAUACCCGCUUGUCAAAUGAAUUACAAAACCGUGAACGUGAAACUGCAACAUUAGAAGCCGAAGUAGAGAAAUUAUUAUCUUAUUUGGAAGAAAAAGGAACUGAAAAUGGAAAUGGUAUGGAGGAAUUUAAGAAUCAAAUAAUCGAUUUUAAAGAAGUAAUUAACGAAAAGGAGGAUGAAAUUGAGGCACUGAAGGAUCAAAUAGAUUUAAUAACAGAAGAAUAUGAACAUAAUAUGCAUAUCCUUGAGGAAGAAUUGACUAAAAAAGAUCAAGAAAACAAAGAAUUGAUGGCAGAGUUGGAAGAAUGGAUUGAGAACUCAAAGAAUACAGAAAGGGACCUUGAAGAAGCAUUAGAGAAACAAUACAAUGAAUUAUCUGUUACAAUUCGUGACCGUGAAGUAAGAAUGGCAACUUUAGAGGGUGAUAUAGAAGCACAGACUGAUACUAUGCAACGUGAAAAGAAAUUAUUAAAAGAGGAGAUUGAAGAAUUAAGAGAUAAAAUUCAUACUAUUUAUAGCCAAUUAAAGGAAAAAGAAUCCCAUAUCUCUGAGUUAACCGUUUUACUAAAUGAUAAAAAAAAUGUAGAUAACCAAAAACAAACUAUUCAGACUGAAAAAUUAAUCGAGAAGAAUAAAAAGUGGCAAGAGAAGGUUAAUUUACUUGAACUUAAAUUAAAGAAAUAUCAUGAAAAAUUGGAUAGUCAGAAUAAUACAAAUCAGAAUUUACAGCUUGAAUUAGCUAGAGUCAUUGAAAGAAAUGAUCGUCUAAGCGCAUUUUUAAAAGAAAUGAGCCAAGAAUUAAAGAACAAAAAUAAUGAUGAAACUGAUAAGUCUAGGAAGAUCCCUUUAAAAAAAGAGCUAGAAAAAUUAGAAAAAUGUUUAGAAGUAGAAAAGAAAAAGAAUAAGGAAUAUGAAACUUUAUAUCAAAAACAAAUUAAAGAAAAUGAAGUGCUUAAAAAGCAGUUGGAACGAAGGGAAACUAUGUUAACUAACUCUCUAUUAGUGCGUGAUCUACAGGUUGCCGUGCCUUCACUAGUAAAUCAAGUAAUGGGAUAAACUAGUAAUAUCUCAUAACUAAUCUACUUGUAUAUACAUAUAUAUAAUCUUAAACAUAUAUAAUGUGCUUAUAUUCAUUUCUCUCAUUAUUGUAUAUUUUUUGUUACCCUUGCAAGUUUUUUAUUUUAAUUCAUACUAUUUUAUAAAGUGAAUAAUAAACCCUGUUAAAUAUUGAGUAUUCUACAG
Molecule: messenger RNA, 1474 nt
Organism: Cokeromyces recurvatus
Lineage: Eukaryota; Fungi; Mucoromycota; Mucoromycetes; Mucorales; Mucoraceae
Exons: 4
Coding region: 212-1288 (358 amino acids)
Source: RefSeq, a predicted model, not a curated record